AUGUCGACAACCUCCCUCCAACCGUUUGCCGACUUCUAUUCCCCCUUCUCCUCUAGAUCGCAACCUGCUCGAAUGGCUCAGUCUCAAACCCCCGGAUUGGACACACUCGCAGAAGGGUCGCAGUAUGCGCUAGAGCAACUGCAGCUCGCGCGACAGGCUGGCCCAUCGACCAAUCUCCCGACCGAUUCUGAGCGCAACCACCUUGAUGUAGAUCCGGCGCAAUCACCACCUCCGUCCUACAAUGAACACAAUGGGUCUCUGUCUGGUGGGAGGAUUGCCUCGCAGCAGCGAGACAUGCUGGCCGAAGCUCGGUCGGCAAUUCGCAAGAGUUCAUCGGCCACGCCGGUACGCCGGCGAAUUAGUCGCGCUUGCGACCAAUGUAACCAGUUGCGUACCAAAUGCGAUGGACAACAGCCCUGUUCACAUUGCACCGAAUUUGGAUUAAGCUGCGAGUAUGCACGAGAACGCAAAAAGCGGGGGAAAGCGUCGAAAAAGGACCUUGCAGUGGCCGCUGCCAAUGGCGAAAAACCCAUCGCAGAUAGCAUAACUGGACAAGAAAAUUCUCCACCUUCUCAGUCACCCCACGAUAAUAAUGUUUCCUACAACUCGACUUUCAACGUCGCUGCCGCUCGCACACUGCCAAAGUCAACGCAAUCACAUUUGCGCAACCCCAGCAUUACGGGGAUGGACAGGAUGCAGCAGAACCCACACGCUCCACCGGUACAUGCGGAGCCCUUAGGGACGAAUAUGGACGGAAUGUCGUUGAAUUAUGGGAAUGUGACCGAAUCAAAUCGCCCUCCAAUGUCUGUCUCUGAUCUUCGAUCAUUGCAGAUGAUGCAGCACUCCAACGGACAUCCUCGGUCGCCAUCCGCAAUGUUGCAUCAUGGAUUUGGAUCGGGAUACGAUGCUUCGUAUCCGGUGAUGAGCAACCAUGAGCCCAAUCCGUCCAUUAACCAAUUUCGCAUGGGUGCUUCUACAGAAAAUCCAUCCGCUUCAUUCCUGGGGUUCACCCCACCAGCACAAUCUCCUAGCUGGCUUCCUCUCCCAUCACCAUCUCCAGCCAAUUUUCCGUCCUUUAGCAUCGCUCCGUUUCCAGCCUCAUUAAGAUACCCCGUUUUGCAACCCGUUCUUCCUCACAUCGCCUCCAUCAUUCCCCAAUCUCUCGCUUGCGACCUUUUGGAUGUUUACUUUACAAGCUCAUUCUCAUCGCAUCUGUCACCAUUGUCGCCGUACGUUGUUGGUUUUGUUUUCCGCAAGCAGUCUUUUCUCCAUCCAACAAAACCAAGGGUCUGCAGCCCGGGUCUUCUAGCUAGCAUGCUCUGGGUAGCAGCACAAACGAGCGAGGCGGCCUUUUUGACUUCCCCUCCGUCAGCUCGAGGGCGUGUCUGUCAAAAACUACUCGAAUUGUCUGUUGGCCUGCUACGACCCCUGAUCCAUGGACCAGCUACUGGCGAAGCAUCUCCAAAUUAUGCUGCGAACAUGGUCAUAAAUGGGGUGGCUCUUGGGGGAUUCGGUGUCUCCAUGGACCAGCUUGGGGCGCAAAGUAGUGCGACCUGCGCUGUGGAUGAUGUAGCUACCUAUGUCCAUCUGGCCACUGUGGUUUCAGCCAGUGAGUAUAAAGCAGCCAGCAUGCGUUGGUGGACUGCGGCGUGGUCUCUGGCGCGGGAGCUCAAACUUGGCCGGGAAUUGCCACCCAAUGCUGCAACCCGCCAGGAUGACUUGGAGGGGGAGCCGGAACUAGAUUUGAAUGGCAACAAAAGGCAAUCAGCAUCCCUUCACAACUCUUUGGGCCAUGGUCCUGGAAGCUCCGCGGUGAAUCUCACGGAGGAAGAGCGCGAAGAACGUCGACGCAUCUGGUGGUUGUUAUACGUUAUGGAUCGUCACUUGUCGCUUUGCUAUAACCGUCCCCUAACUCUCUUGGACAAGGAGUGCGAAGGCUUACUACAACCCAUGAACGAUGAUCUCUGGCAGGCUGGUGAUUUCUCAGCGGCAAGUUACCGACGAGCUGGCCCGGCAUUUGAGUGUACAAGCCAUAGCAUGUUUGGUUACUUUCUACCCCUGAUGAGCAUCCUAGGCGAAAUCGUGGAUUUGCAUCAUGCUCGAAACCACCCCCGGUUUGGGAUUCAUUUUCGCAACAGUGGGGAAUGGGAGAGCCAAGCCCUGGAGAUCACCCGACAAUUGGAUGUGUAUGCCCGGAGUCUAAAGGAGUUUGAGGCUCGAUAUACCAGCUCAAUCGCCCUGGCAAAUGGAGACAACGAUAUAGCUAUGGAGGGAGGGAAUCCGAAUCACCUCAGUCCAUCUGGUCGCUCAAGUAGCACUGUUGGAUCAUUCAACGAGUCUGUUGUUCACACGAAAAUGGUUGUUGCCUAUGGCACCCACAUCAUGCAUGUCCUUCACAUAUUAGUGGCGGACAAGUGGGAUCCAAUCAAUCUCCUGGAUGAUAAUGAUCUUUGGAUAUCCUCCGACUCGUUUAUUUCUACCAUGGGCCAUGCCGUCAGUGCUGCUGAGGCAGCCUCUGAUAUCCUGGAGUAUGAUCCUGACUUGAGCUUUAUGCCAUUCUUCUUUGGCAUAUAUCUAUUGCAGGGCAGUUUCCUUCUGCUCUUGACAGCGGAUAAGCUGGCGGCCAGUGCUAGUCCCAGUGUUGUCAGGGCUUGUGAGACAAUCGUACGCGCACAUGAGGCUUGCGUUGUCACUUUAAAUACUGAGUAUCAGAGAACCUUCCGCAAAGUUAUGCGUUCAGCUCUCGCCCAGGUCCGCGGUCGUGUCCCCGAGGACUCUGGUGAGCAACAACAACGGAGACGUGAAGUACUGGCGCUAUAUCGCUGGAGUGGGGACGGCAGUGGUCUUGCUCUCUGA
This is a messenger RNA of Penicillium odoratum, 2856 nucleotides long. RefSeq names its product putative C6 transcription factor (gene xlnR). Gene Ontology annotation, molecular function: DNA-binding transcription factor activity, RNA polymerase II-specific; DNA binding; zinc ion binding. The transcript is spliced from 3 exons. Gene Ontology annotation, biological process: DNA-templated transcription; regulation of DNA-templated transcription. Lineage: Eukaryota; Fungi; Ascomycota; Eurotiomycetes; Eurotiales; Aspergillaceae. The record is from RefSeq and is a predicted model, not a curated record. Bases 1 to 2856 code for a protein of 951 amino acids.